This is a messenger RNA of Lymnaea stagnalis (great pond snail), 4521 nucleotides long. Lineage: Eukaryota; Metazoa; Mollusca; Gastropoda; Lymnaeidae. The record is from the annotation of a GenBank genome assembly.
AGAUCAAUCAUGCACCAUCCGCUUUUGGCCAACCCAUCCCCCUGUAGACAGGUUUCAACGAUCUAAUCUUAGACCGUUGCUUCCAAUUGUGUCAACGAAAUUGCACAUGAUCCACUCGAACCUGCAGAUAGCUACACAGUGCUCGCGUCAACUUUCUUUGAUGUAAUACAACCUGUAAAACUUAAAAUAUUCGUAAAACAUCACACUUCAGUCCAAUAUUUCCCUAGUGUAAUCCACAAACACAAAAAUGUCAAAAGUUCCGAAGGUUCAAGAGAUUUUCAGCAACCCCGCCCUCGGGAAGAACAACGCCUUCGUGUUCACGGAGCAGGAGACCAAGCAGCAGAUCCAGCUCUCCAAGAAAAAGGCUGGCAAUGGCCAGAUGCCGAUCAUGAAGAAAUUCGGUGGCUACAAGCCCAAGAUUCUGGGAGGGGAAACGGAUUUCCUGGCCCUGCAGAAAGAUACCACGCUGGAUUCACUGAACCAAGAGAGUCGAACGAACAGACUUCUAACAAAGCCUCAGCCGUGGAUUAUAGGCGACAAAAAUGUGCCUAUGGUGCUGGGUUCGGUGCAUGAUGAUGAUGAUGAUGAUGAUAUUGAUGAGAAUGGAAAUAAUCACGAGAAUGAAGAUAUCGAGAAGCGAAAGAACGGAGAGAUUUAUUCAAUGAACUACAGCAGCGAAGAUAGGGUUAACGACAUUGGCAAUUCCUUGCGGACACAUUCCAUAUCAUCAGAGACAUCCACCCUCAUAUCCAGUCACUCCAAUGAGCGUAUCCAGGGUUUCGACAAUCCAGCUUUACGCGCCAGCAGUUCCAUGUCGGACACGAUGUCCACAGGUGGGCAGGAGGUCGUCACGGAAAAUCCCAUCUUUACCCACGGCAGCAGUCAUGAGCCCGAAGAGCAAGGUGGGGAAAUCCAGGAGGGUGUUUACAUUCCUGCACCAGAUUAUGACGAGGAGGAGAGAACUAUUGAUUUUAACUCGGAAGACACAGAUGACCCGGAUAGCAACGAGGAAAGCCAGAAGCCGAAACAGCCCAAAGCCAAACCUUUAGGCAAGGUAUACGGUGGGGAGGACUUGUCUCAUUACCUCACGGAUGAUGAGGUGGACGAAAAUGAGGUGGAGCUACGGUCCAAUCAGAAAUCGCAGAAGGGCUCGAGCACUCUUGGCAGAAAAUCAAAUUCUGACCUCGGACCAAAAGUCAGUCAGAAGCACUCUCUGUUCAAACAGCAGUCGCAGCAGUCGAAGAACAAAAGAAACAGUGGCAAAGUAACGUCUCCCGGAUUUAACAGUGUUAGGAGUUUCAGCUACGCCGAUUCCAAAUUCGGCACCACGAAGAACAAAUCUGGCAGCAAGCACAACUUAUCGUUCUCUGAGCUUACAGACGACAGCGAGACGUUCCUCAGCACCAACACCCAUCAGAGUUCCUACGAGUCGUUUCUGCGGUCACGUAACGGCGAUGCCAUCCCGAGCACCGAUUUGAACGACAGCGGGGUGGAAAUGGGAGAAGAUGGGACAUUUUCUCAGCGUAAAAGUAAAGACGAGACGCUAUGGAAGAAAAUGACACUGCGACUGAAACACAAGAUAAGUAAGAAAGGUUCAGCUGUCAAAGAGCACUGAUCAAUCUCUUGUGAAUUUUUUCAAAAAAUAAUUUAAAAUCAAAUAUAGAUAUGGAUUUAAAUGGAAAGAUUCGACACUUCAGUAUAAGGGAUGAAUUCAGUGCAAGGGGUGUGUCCAACUUAAAUUUUGUUAAGCGGAAGCGUCUCGAUAGGGUGUCUCAAAAAGUAAAGCAUUUAUUUUGUGAGCAUUUUUUUUGUUAUACUACAAGCAAGAGGGAAACUAACUUGUGGAUGCUGUAAUGCGGGGAUCGUAAACCACCCCCACCCGAUGCACUGCACAGCUUUAAAGAAGCAACACUCGGAAAAAUCAAGGGUUGUCUCUUACUCUUACUGUACACAUAUGUUGUCUUAGUGUACACAUGUACGCAGGAACGUCAUUGCAAUGUCCCUAGUUUCAGACCAGUCGGAUCAGGUUUUAAAAAAAAAAUUUAAUGAGCUAGAAAUAACUCGCCAAAACAAUUGCGCCAGAAAUGCGCAUACAGGUACUUCCCAUCUACUCAAGUUACUUGACAAAACAAGAUUCAAGUAAGGCACUUUAUAAAAAAUCCCAAUUAGUGCUAACUUCUGGGCAUUGUAUUUUGCGCGCCUAAUGAACACAGCAUUACAGCCAUACAUUCCAGAGAAUUUUUAUUUGUGAUGAGUUGUGGUGAUUGUAUUAGGAUACAUGUCUUGUUCACAUUUUAUGUUCAAGAUAUAUUUUAAAAUAUUUUCAUGGCUCUUUGAGUUGAAGAGAAAAAAGUCCCAAAUUACACUAGAAUGCCAGCAUCUGAUGGUGAAGGAUCUGAGGUGAAGGAACUGGACAGGCUCAUGUUUUACUUGUGAUAGCCCAAUGUAGGUUCAAAGGUGGUCCUUUCUGUUCUGGCCGUGCCAAAGGGAUUAAUAGCUAACUUAAGAUACCACCAGUGUAAAGAGAGAGUUUCAAAGUACAUCUGCUGUCAAAUCUGUGAAAUCCAUUCUUGUACAUCAACCAUGCAAUGUUUUUAAUUACAUGAUACUGGUAUACCAAAGUCAUGACAUAUUUGCAUGUAUGAUAUUAAUAAUUGGUUUAGCGCUUCAUUUCUUUGUUAAAUGUCAAUGACAACUUCUCCUAGUCAUUCUGGCCUGUGUUACAAUAUAGAAUGGGAGAAAAUGGUUGCACACAAUUUCAUGAGAAUAUCAAACAGUUUUCAAAAAAAAAAAAAAAAUCUGAAUAUCUUUGUUACUGGUCCUAUAAGUUGUAUUGAAUUUUGUUAUAACUCUUAUUACCAUUGAUGAAAUGGCUUCCAGGAUAUUUAUGACCACAGUUAUAUCAUUAUGUUUAGAGGCUGUGUUGAAAGUUGAAGUGCCAUCUAAAAUCCAUAGGCUGAGAUACAAACAAAAUGGGCCAUCUCCAAAAUCAUAUUUCAUGUCUGUAAAAGAAACCGUCUUCGAGUUUUAUAAUCCUCUCUUAUAAUUUACUGCAAAGAUAAGAUCACUAUUUGUUAAUAUACAUAAAUAUGGUUAGGAUUAAAAUAAGUAAAUGUUGCUUAUGGAUAAUUUUUAUAUAUUGUUAUAAUUGAUGCAAACUAUGGAGCAGGUAAGAUGAUGGGCUGCAUUCUUCCGGGCAAGAUCUCUUUAAAUAAACUGGUAAAAACUGGAUUGUAAAUGUUCUUGACAGUUGUAAGUACCCUGGUACUUCACAUGCUAAAUAAAUUAAAUAAAUAAUUGCUUGUGGCCAUGGAGGUGAAGUCAUCUUAUAUAUAGUUUCUGAUUGGAGGUGAAGUCAUGUUAUAUAUAGUUUCUGAUUGGAGGUGAAGUCAUGUUAUAUUCUGAUUGCAUUAACUAGCAUUAUCUUCCUUGACAACUUGUGUUUGUUGUUGAGCCAAAAAUAGAGUUGAUAUAUAUUGCUUAUUGCACACAGUGAUAAGAUAAAAUAAAGAUAUAAACUGUCAGCCAAACAUAUUAGCCAUCAUAUUUUGUACCUUAUAUUUUGAAUAUAUACAUAAUAUCCCAACUGCAUUAUUAUAUAACAGAAAGUACUAUGAAUAGGGCAUGCUUGGAAAUUUUUCAGUGGAUCUAACUAAAUUUUCACCUGGUUUAUUUAAGUUUAUUUGAAAAAAGUAAUGAUGAGAGCGAGGAAUGCAGGAAUGUGUAAAUUAUUGAGUUGAAAAGGUUGUGUGUGUAAAAUUAUUAGGUUUGGUGUGUAAAUUUUAAGUUGCCCAUACAGUGGACCCUCAAUUUUUGUCAUUAAUCCAUUCCCAGCCCUUGAAAACCAAUCCCGGGAAAUAAUCGCACAUAAAAUUUUAAUUACGGUACUUAUUAACCAUUAGUUAUUAAAUAAUUGAUAGUUAUGACAAAUGCCUUAAAUGUUGUCCCACAUAGUUACAUAAAUUUGAACCAGAAAUGAUGAAAUGAUCCUUCUAUUAAGCAACCUUUUCUCCUCUGGCUUCCCUUCCAUUUUCCUAACCACUACUAAAGCUAACAGGUAAUACAAGGGACUCUACUAUACCAAAUAGUAAAAUCACACAGACAGUGGUCACAUAUUUCUUUAAAAUAUAGCUGCAAAAACUAUUAAAAAGAAUAAACUAGCACUUUGAAUCAUAGCCUGAGACUGACUGACGGGGCAGGUGGGGUAAAUAUACAAUUUUCGGGUGAAUCUCAAAGACAUGUGUCUAUAAAAAAAAAAAUAUUAAAAACCAUGAAUUUGGACAAAAACAAUUAUUGAGGGUCUAACUACUUCAGACAGGAAUGUAGAUUAAUACAUAUAACAAUGGGGAUUACUUUUGGUAAUAAAAUAUAUUUAUUAUUGCAGACCUGUUUACUCUGACGAGUUUGAGGUGUGUAUACAUUUUACAUAUACUGUAUGUUUAUUUUUUACUAUUAAGAUAAUGUAUUGAACAAUUUUGUGAUGAUAUUGUACGAUUUAAAGAGUUUGAGGGUAAACAGGUC